Molecule: messenger RNA, 732 nt
Organism: Kuraishia capsulata CBS 1993
Lineage: Eukaryota; Fungi; Ascomycota; Pichiomycetes; Pichiales; Pichiaceae
Exons: 1
Coding region: 1-732 (243 amino acids)
Source: RefSeq, a predicted model, not a curated record
AUGGUUGUGAAGAAAGGGAUCGUAUCGGGGAAGAUCAGCAAGAAACGAAAAAUUGGUGGAAGACGGUUGAAAUUUAAACGGGGUAUACAAUCGAACCAGGGAGAUGAUGCAGACAGAAAGAAUAGCGCAGACAACAGAACAGAAACAGCUGAGUUUAAUGGAGACACGGAGUAUUCCGAGUCACCAGAAGUUUCAGAACCUACUUUAAGACCACGGACUCGAGUGAAAAUGCCCAGCGUAGAGUAUGGGCCAGAGAUCAACGGGUAUCGGUUCGUGCGAUCGGUAAACGAAGAAGCGUUUGAAUUCACUACAAAACCCCAUGUUAACAACGACGAUGAUGAUAUCUUGCACUCAGAUUCACACUCACACUCGGAUUCGGAUUCAGUUUCUGAGACGAGCUCGAACUCUCAUCCAGCCUCAGCAGAGUCCGAAGAUGAGCUAUCUUUCACCCAUGCAUGGAGCUACGAAGACUACAACCGACACUGGGAAUCCGCUCCGAGUGAGAUAGCAUGGCCCGUGGCAUCCAACCAUCCUGCAGAUCUGAGCGUUGAGUCAAUCCGAUCGUUCUUGGAUAAUGGCCGGUUGAAGAAGCGGCUCAAGACUGAGAGAGUGCGAUGGCAUCCGGACAAGAUGAUGGUGGGUCGGUCCGAGGAAUUGAAGGAGAAGGUGACAUUUACCUUUCAGUGUAUUAACAGUAUAUGGGAUGAGUGUUUGAAAAGUGGGUUUCAUUAA